UUACUUUUACUUUUUUUUAAUUUUUUCUGUUCAUGAAAAUUGAAUUUAAUUUUCUAUUUUCCAUUAAUUUUAAUAAUUUAAUAUAGAAAAAUUGACGACUUGCAACAUUACCGAAUUUUUCAAUUUCAAGGAAGUAGCGAAAUCCAGUGCAAUGGAUGUCACUGAAAAAAAUUAACGGAAAGGGUCGUGUUCUGAUUUCUCUGGAUUUCUCCAUAUUCGCCGUUUUAAAAUAUUGAAAUGUUGAAACCAAAUGCAAGACAGUAUUACGAUAUCAUCAUCACCGGCGGUGGCAUGGUUGGCUCUGUUUUGGCCUGCAAAUUAGGUAAAUAUCGCAGAAACCAAGACAUUGAGUGCCUACAAACCGUCAAUUUUGAUGAUCGAAGGAGGUCCGUCCAAAUUAUGGGAAUCCGAACUGUCUAAAAAUGAUCGACCAUUUAGUAACCGAGUUUCAGCUAUUAACAAUUCAACUAAACAUUUAUUGCAAUCGAUAGAUAUCUGGGAUACCGUAUCGAACAAAUGUAAAAAUGUCAACGAAAUGAAAGUUUGGGGAAACGGUUCAAAAAACAUUGGUACCGUUUUCACCGCCGAAAACGAAGGCGAUAACUUAGCUUACAUAGUUGAAAACGAUAUUUUAAUAGCCGCUGCGAUGAACUCCAUGAGUAAAUAUGAGAAUUUAGAAAUAAUGCAUAAUAGUCAAGCUAAGAAUUUCAAGUUACCAGAUAAUGAGGAAGAUGGAGUAUCUUUAACAGCUAACGAUAAUAUUCAACUAGAAUGUAAUCUAUUGUUGGGUACAGAUGGAGCGAAUUCAAAAGUAAGACAAGCAAUGGGUACUCAGUAUAUUUCAUGGGAUUACAAACAGCGAGGAAUUGUUGCUACAUUGAAACUUAGUCAAAAUGGAGAGAACGAUAUCGCUUGGCAAAAAUUCCUAUGCACUGGACCAAUUGCUUUACUUCCGUUGGAUAGAACCACUAGCUCUUUGGUUUGGACUACAACCCCGGAGCAAGCUAAUUUCCUUCUUUCUCUUACCGAAGAAUCUUUCGUCGAUGCUUUGAACUCUGCUUUGUGGGAAGAACCAGUUACCGAUAAAUUGAAUGAAAACGUCACUCAAGCUGUAAGCUCACUUUUGAAGAAAAUGAAUAUCGAUGAAAAAAGGCAAGAACUUACUCCUCCUACGAUUGUUGAUGUUGUCGAAGGCAGUCGAGCAUCAUUUCCACUCGGAUUUGGCCAUGCAGUUUCCUAUAUUUCGAGAAAUGUAGCUCUUGUUGGAGAUGCAGCUCAUCGGGUUCAUCCGUUAGCUGGGCAAGGUGUCAAUUUAGGAUUCGGUGAUGUAGCUUGUCUUAGCGAUGUUCUCGCUCGUUACGCUUCAUAUGGAGCGAAAUACGGUGAUUAUAAAGCGUUGCAAGAAUACGAAACUAUUAGACAGCGAAGUAUUAUACCGAAAUUGAUUGGCAUAGAUCUGAUCCAGAAAGUAGCAGGACACCAGUGGUCACCUCUUUUAGCUUUAACUAACGUAGCUAUGCAAAUAACAAAUGCUGCGACUCCUCUAAAAAAAUUGCUAAUAAAGUCAGCUGCGGUUUAAAUUUUGAAAAUGUAGGACCAGUUUCUUCAAUUUAAACGUUUGAUGAACGUUUUUUUCAUGUCCGAUCAGUUUAGUAAGUUGGAUGUUUGUUAAAAUCCUGUACAGAAUACGAAGUGAUACAAUACCUAUCAAUGUGUAGUUUUAAAUUUAGAUUCAUUUUUACACACUUCAGUAUUGAUUCUGAGUAUGUUUUAAAGAUUUGUGUGACAAAUCUUUCCAGCCUGCGUUCUUUAUUUUGUUAUUUGUCUAGAAUAAAAUUCUUCAAAAUAAUUUUCACGAA
This is a messenger RNA of Planococcus citri (citrus mealybug), 1859 nucleotides long. It is a transcript of the gene Coq6, whose product is annotated as ubiquinone biosynthesis protein COQ6, mitochondrial. The record is from RefSeq and is a predicted model, not a curated record. Gene Ontology annotation, biological process: ubiquinone biosynthetic process. The transcript is spliced from 10 exons. Gene Ontology annotation, cellular component: mitochondrion. Gene Ontology annotation, molecular function: FAD binding; oxidoreductase activity, acting on paired donors, with incorporation or reduction of molecular oxygen, NAD(P)H as one donor, and incorporation of one atom of oxygen; 2-octaprenyl-6-methoxyphenol hydroxylase activity. Bases 374 to 1579 code for a protein of 401 amino acids. NCBI's taxonomy places the organism in Eukaryota, Metazoa, Arthropoda, Insecta, Hemiptera, Pseudococcidae.